UCAUCUUAAUCUCCUCGUUGGAUCUAGACUGAUAUACAGCAAUGGUGUGUUUAUUAAUUUCAGCAAUGUUGAUGGGUUUGCUUUCACUUGUCAAAUCUUCUCAGAUAGUCAACAUAUCAGCUCAACCAGGAGAAAAUGUUACUAUUUGGUGUAAACACACCUCAAACACUGGAAAGAACAUACACUGGUUCAAGCAGACACACGGUGCUGUUCCUGUUGACAUUGUAUACAAGAUGAUAAGCUACCAGCUUAAGGAAAUAUAUGUAAAUUAUUUAAAUGGUUUUCAACAAGACCAUUUUGUUAUGUCUCUAAACACAGAAAACACAUCACUAAGUAUUUUAAAUGUGGAUAUUUCUGAUUCUGCUCUGUACUUCUGUGGUUGGGGCUCUUGGGAGAUUGUGUUUGGGGAUGGAGCACAUCUAGACAUUGAAGAUCUUAAGGGUCCGAUUUCUACUAAGGACUGUCCUAGAAACAUUUUUUAUAUGCUGACCUUUAUUUUUGGUGGUAUUAUUGUUAUUCUUCUGAUCGUUACUCUCACCUUUUUUAUUAUUAAGAUCAGAAAAAUACACAAAAAAGAUGAGGAUCAGCAUGCAACUCAACAUCAUGAGGAUGCUCAUUCAUCAGUGUAUGCAGCUUUACGAUUCUCAAAACAGAAAACCAGAAGAGCAGCUGGAGAUAAUGAAGAUAGAGAAGUUAUAUGUUCUGCUACAAGAUGA
Danio rerio (zebrafish) is the source of this 716-nucleotide messenger RNA. The record is from RefSeq and is a predicted model, not a curated record. Lineage: Eukaryota; Metazoa; Chordata; Actinopteri; Cypriniformes; Danionidae.